Molecule: messenger RNA, 572 nt
Organism: Rubroshorea leprosula
Lineage: Eukaryota; Viridiplantae; Streptophyta; Magnoliopsida; Malvales; Dipterocarpaceae
Source: the annotation of a GenBank genome assembly
GCACCCUCUGCAUGAAGAGCAUGAGCUCAUUCUUACUCGUCAAGGGUCUUUCUACUGUGAUGGAUGUGGGGAAGAAGGACAUGUCUGGUCAUAUUAUUGUAAAGAAUGCGACUUUGAUCUCCAUCCAAAGUGUGCUUUGAAGCAAGAUGAAGGAGCUGAAGGUGAUGCCAAGGAGGAAGCUGAAGGUGAUGCCAAGGAGGAAGCAAAACCAAAAGAAGGAUUGGUCUGCAAAGGAGAGGUCUGCAAAAGAGUUCUUAGUAUUUUAUGUCCUUGGUUGGUUGUGUUAUUGUGUAUUAUAGUUAUGUUUUGGAUGCAGCAGCAGUCUUACCCUGAGUAACUAUCUUUUAGCUAAAUAGUGUCUAUGGUGUGUGAGUACGUUUUUAAUUCUGCCUGGUGUGUUCCCUAGUAAUGAAUAAAAGAACAUGUUUUCUGUUGUAAUCUCUCUUUGAUUAUGCAUUUGUAGUUUUUCUAUGUAUGUGAUCCAUGACAUAUCUACUAGCAGCUUUCUAGUAGUCGAUGAACAGCUUUGAGAGAUCCAAUCUCGUUGAUUUCUUCUAGUUAUUUGAAUUUCA